Messenger RNA from Cantharellus anzutake, 507 nucleotides. Its product is annotated as kinase-like domain-containing protein. Lineage: Eukaryota; Fungi; Basidiomycota; Agaricomycetes; Cantharellales; Hydnaceae. Gene Ontology annotation, biological process: protein phosphorylation. The transcript is spliced from 3 exons. The annotation marks the transcript as partial. The record is from RefSeq and is a predicted model, not a curated record. Gene Ontology annotation, molecular function: ATP binding; protein kinase activity.
CGGGAGGGAAGGAUUUGGAGUUCUCUCAACCACCCCAACGUUACGCCUUUUUAUGGUUGGGCACUUCAAGUGUCCGAAUCCGACGUGCAUGCUUGUUUCGUAUCCCAGCUGUGCGCACGGAAGGACGUGCGAAAAUAUCUGCACUCCGAACCCAACGCUUCGAAAAGUACUAUAAUUCUUGAAAUCGCAGCCGGGCUUCUCUAUCUUCAUGAACAAGGGGUAGUUCACGGAGAUGUCAAGCCAACCAACGUUUUAGUGGGUUCCAAUGGCCGGGCCAUGCUAUGCGAUUUUGGACUGUCGAUCGCGAUCGAUGACAGCUCGACACACCCCAUUGGCAGCAGCGUUUUCACGACUAUACAGUACUCUGCACCUGAAUUGAUCCUAUUCGAGGACCAGCCCCCGUCUCGAACCAAGAGCAGCGAUGUCUGGGCAUUUGGUUGCACGGCUAUGGAAGUAAGUUUCGGGCCGCGUAACAUCACGGCUCCCAUGACCACGAUUACUCAUUAG